AUACAUCUAUAAAUGUGUUGUCGAUCUGCAGAGUCCUGGGCAUCAUAUGUCGAUGGAGUUGCCUGAUUUUGUCCUAUUAGCAGUCAGUACCCUAGGCUUCAUAACUAUCUUUAAAACCCUUGUCAGUGUCGUGAAAUGGGUGUGGAUCAUGUUCUUGAGACCACCAAGGAAUCUGAAAGACUAUGGCUCAUGGGCUGUCGUCACCGGCUCUACCGAUGGAAUUGGCAAAGCCCUGGCUUUUGAGUUGGCUUCAAAGGGUCUUAACCUCGUACUAGUGGGUCGAAACCCUUUGAAACUCGAAGCUGUAUUGAGGGAGGUAAGGGAGAGACAUGGUCAACAGGUUGAGGUUAAAACUAUUGUCAUUGACCUAGAUAAGGUUGAAGGAGAGGAGAUAGCUAGGACUAUGGAGAAAGAAAUCGAGGGUUUAGAUGUUGGAGUUUUGAUUAAUAACGCUGGCUUGUCGUAUCCAUAUGCCAAAUUCUUUCAUGAGGUCGAUGUAGAGUUGGUGAAAAGUAUUAUAAAAGUGAAUGUGGAAGGGGCAACCUGGAUCUCAAGGGCAGUGCUUCCAGGCAUGUUAAAGAAGAAAAAAGGGGCUAUUGUCAACAUUGGUUCGGGUUCUUCCGUCGCUGUUUCUUCCUACCCUUUACAUGCCAUUUAUGUUGCUACCAAAGCGUACGUAGCCAUGUUCUCAAAAUGUAUCAGCUUGGAAUACCGGAAACGAGGAAUUGAUAUCCAGUGCCAGAUUCCAUUACUCGUGGCAACAAAGAUGACAUCCAUAAAGAGGCCCUCCUUCUUUGUUCCAUCACCAGAGAUGUUCAGCAGAGUAAGCAUUAGGUGGAUUGGUUAUGAACAUAUAUGUGUGCCCUAUUGGACACAUUCUGUGCAGUGGUGCCUAACAAAUGCAUUGCCAGAUGCAUUGUUGGAUUGGUGUCUCCUCUGGUACUUUCUUGGUGUACGAAGGAGAGGCCUAGUGAAGGAUAUGGAGGCUACUGAAAAGAAGGAGAAAAACCCAUGAUUUAAAUUAAAUGUUCCAUGGUUCUUCAAAUUGCCAUUUGAACAAUUGCUGUAUCCAUUAUAAAGCAGAUGUCAAAUGGUUCCUGCAUGUCCUUCUGAAUACUCAACUUUCUAUUGCCUGUUUUUGACA
Vitis riparia (riverbank grape) is the source of this 1144-nucleotide messenger RNA. Its product is annotated as very-long-chain 3-oxoacyl-CoA reductase 1-like. The coding region runs from base 47 to 1015 and encodes 322 amino acids. The record is from RefSeq and is a predicted model, not a curated record. Gene Ontology annotation, molecular function: ketoreductase activity. The transcript has 3 exons. Gene Ontology annotation, cellular component: endoplasmic reticulum. Lineage: Eukaryota; Viridiplantae; Streptophyta; Magnoliopsida; Vitales; Vitaceae.